Cladophialophora immunda is the source of this 840-nucleotide messenger RNA. RefSeq lists its product as uncharacterized. The transcript has a single exon. The record is from RefSeq and is a predicted model, not a curated record. Bases 1 to 840 code for a protein of 279 amino acids. Lineage: Eukaryota; Fungi; Ascomycota; Eurotiomycetes; Chaetothyriales; Herpotrichiellaceae.
AUGAUCUCGACCUCGAAGCAUUCAGUUCCUACCCGAGGGGGAGAUGUUUCGUACCGUGUUAAAGGCAAAGGCCAGCCAAUAGUCCUGUUACAUGCAACGCUUCACGACGGCCGAGAUUAUGAGGUCAUUGCCGAUCGUCUGGCAGAGAAAUACCAGGCAAUCAGCGUGGACUGGCCCUGGCACGGCGACUCCAAAGGAGUAUCAAGCAAGGAAUAUCUUGGCGCCGUUGGGUUUGCAGAUAUCCUAGAGGACAUUGUUGAGGGAUUGAAGCUGGAACCAGCCAUCUUUGUCGGCAACUCAGUUGGAGGAUUUGCUGUGGCAAGACUGGCCAUCACUCAUCCAGACAAAGUUCGAGGACUGGUCCUUGUCAACACGGGCGGUUUCGCCACCUGGACUCCCUUCUCCCGGCUGGUGGCUCGGCUGCUGGGUUUUGCGACUAUAUCACGCUGGGUGACGCCGCAUCUUGUGGGAAAGUAUAUGAGCCCUCAGACAAGCCAUGACGAGGAAAUCACCCGCAGAGUGACAGCCAGGGCAAGAACCGAGGAAGGCGCAUCGAUUGCUGCCGCACUCUGGCGCAGCUUUUUGGAUCCUGGGCAUGAUCUUCGAUCUCGAGCAGGGAGCAUCAAGGCUCCGGUGUUGCUUCUCUGGGGCACCAGAGAUCCGGUCUGUUCCAAGGCAGUUGCCGAGGCAACCAGGCUGUGCAUACCUCAUGCAAAGCUAGAGUUCAUCGACGCAGGACACGUGGUCUUCUCUUCGAAGCCGAAUGAGUUUCACCAACUGUUACAGCCGUUUCUUGAGUCAGUUUUCGACGGAGGAGAGCCGCAAGGUGGAAGACCAUGA